This is a messenger RNA of Pteropus alecto (black flying fox), 1502 nucleotides long. RefSeq names its product diphosphoinositol polyphosphate phosphohydrolase 3-beta. Gene Ontology annotation, cellular component: nucleus; cytoplasm. Gene Ontology annotation, molecular function: bis(5'-adenosyl)-hexaphosphatase activity; diphosphoinositol-polyphosphate diphosphatase activity; endopolyphosphatase activity. Gene Ontology annotation, biological process: adenosine 5'-(hexahydrogen pentaphosphate) catabolic process; diadenosine hexaphosphate catabolic process; diadenosine pentaphosphate catabolic process. The record is from RefSeq and is a predicted model, not a curated record. Lineage: Eukaryota; Metazoa; Chordata; Mammalia; Chiroptera; Pteropodidae. Bases 47 to 541 code for a protein of 164 amino acids. The transcript has 2 exons.
GCGGCGACCCGAGCAGCAGCGAGCGCGGGAGAGGGUGGCCUGGAGGAUGAAGUGCAAGCCGAAUCAGACGCGGACCUACGACCCGGAGGGCUUCAAGAAGCGGGCGGCGUGCCUGUGCUUCCGGAGCGAGCGCGAGGAAGAGGUGCUGUUAGUGAGUAGCAGCCGGUACCCAGACCGCUGGAUCGUGCCGGGCGGGGGCUUGGAGCCCGAGGAGGAGCCGGGCAGCGCGGCGAUCCGAGAGGUGUUCGAGGAGGCGGGAGUCAAGGGGAAGUUAGGCCGGCUCCUGGGCGUCUUCGAGCAGAAUCAAGAUCGCAAGCACAGAACGUACGUGUAUGUCCUGACUGUCACUGAGGUUCUGGAGGAUUGGGAAGAUUCGGUGAGCAUUGGGAGGAAGCGAGAGUGGUUCAAAGUCGAAGAUGCGAUCAAGGUCCUCCAGUGCCACAAGCCCGUGCAUGCCGAAUACCUGGAGAAACUAAAGCUGGACGGUUCCGCCACCAGUGGAAACUCCGUGGCCCCGUCCGUCCCGGGGAGCGACCCCUAAUGAAUAACAAAGAUGUUCAGGAUUGCUUUGAAAGAAAAAUUAAUGUGAAUCAUCGAUCAAUGGAAUUGUCAAGUACAGGUGAAUACUUCCAUGUUUCCACGGAGACAGCUCAUCUGGGUUUCCUCCUACUUCUUGGGAUAGCCAUUCCCAGUCUAUUUUACUGAUUUCCUCUUGCCCUGGUCCUUGUACUGUUGUAUGUGAACAGACUCUUAAUUCAUCACCUAUAGCCUUUUAAUGUGCUUUUUUGAUGUGUCUGUCUUCUCCAUUAGACUGUAAUAUCCUUGAGAACAAGGGCCGUGUUUCCUUACUAUUUGCAUAUUCUGCAUCUAAGACACUACUUGAAAUAUAGUUGGCAUCACUGAAGGUUCUUUGAUUUAAUCUAUACUUUGUCAUCACUUUGUGAUAAAACAUUCCCUUUCCACUCUGGUGUUACUAGAGUAUAUGCUGUCUAGGCACCAUGUGUGUGACUUUAUCAGGUGUUUUUUCAGAAACUUUUCAAGGCUAUUGUAAGAUGUUCAAGGACAAGAAUUAUUACUUGUAUUUCUAUGUCAUACCACACAGUGGCUAGCACAGUUUUAAGAUUACCCCGUCACUUAGGGCAACAUUUUGUACAAUCAGUCCUUUGUGUAACAACUUUAAUGUUUUUGUACUGUUGUUAAUUUGCUUAAAAUUUUAUUCAAAAAAUAUCACUUGCUAUAAAACUAAUUGGAAAAGUAAAUACAAUGAACACAAGAUAAUAUUGUGAGUUUUUAUAAAAAUAAAUUUUAAAAUGAUGUACAAAUAAUAAAUUUGAAGUUUUUGCAAUGCCCUAAACCACUUCUUUCAUAUAAUCUUAACAUCUCUUUAAAGACUGUUUUUCUCAUUUUACAGAUUCAGUAUACUGUAUUAUUUGAUGCCAGAGCCAACAAAGACUGCAGUGUAGGUAGUUUCCAAAGUUAGUUACUCCUCUUAUCUUGCCUAG